Molecule: messenger RNA, 2604 nt
Organism: Rhincodon typus (whale shark)
Lineage: Eukaryota; Metazoa; Chordata; Chondrichthyes; Orectolobiformes; Rhincodontidae
Product: small glutamine-rich tetratricopeptide repeat-containing protein alpha
Exons: 13
Coding region: 284-1225 (313 amino acids)
Biological process (GO): post-translational protein targeting to endoplasmic reticulum membrane
Cellular component (GO): TRC complex; membrane
Molecular function (GO): protein binding; molecular adaptor activity
Source: RefSeq, a predicted model, not a curated record
CACAUGCGCUUCGGAAUUCGGCCGUCAAUGGGGAGUACGCAUGCGUUCUGCGAUCAGUUCGUCAAGCCGAACGGCGCAUGCGUUCUAGGGUCCGACGUCGUCUCGGACGGAGCAUGUGCAGAGAGUGCUGUGUUGGUGCUAGUGUCCGUAAUUAGUGUCAGAAAGUGGUAGCACUAAGAUCAUCUCUCAUUCGUGUAAACUCCAAUGGGCACAGGGACAACCUGUUCAGCCUUUCAUCAUUAGUGCUCUGCCCUGACCUUAAAUUUAGCCUAGACAUCCAAUAAUGACAGACAAUAAACGCCUUGCGUACUCCAUCAUUCAGUUUUUACGUGAUCAGCUCCAAUCCGGAGAUUUGACUUCAGAUGCUCAGGAAAGCUUAGAGGUUGCCACCCAGUGUUUGGAGACCGCAUUUGGCAUCUCCACAGAUAAUGAGGAUCUUGCUGUGUCUCGGACACUCCCAGAGAUUUUUACGGCUGCUGUUAAAGAGGAGAUACCUAAUGUGAUUGUGCACUCUGUGCCUAAUUCUCCAACUGUUGAAGAUAUCGCAAAAGCUGAGCAGUUGAAAACUGAAGGAAAUGAGCAAAUGAAAGUAGAAAAUUACCAGUGUGCUGUGGAUUACUACACAAAAGCCAUUGAAUUGAAUCCAAGCAAUGCAGUUUAUUAUUGCAAUAGGGCAGCAGCGUUGAGUAAAUUAGGAAACUACACUGGAGCAGUGCAAGACUGUGAAAAGGCAAUAGCUUUUGACCCAAGCUAUAGCAAAGCUUAUGGCAGAAUGGGCUUGGCCUUGGCUAGUCUAAAUAAAUACAGUGACGCAGUAAAUUACUAUAAAAAGGCUCUGGAGCUGGACCCUGAAAAUGAAUCUUAUAAAGCAAACCUCAGUAUAGCAGAACAGAAGAUCAAGGAUGCACCAAGUCCAACAGGAGGCAGCGGUGGGUUCGAUCUGGCAAGUUUAUUGAAUAACCCAGGCUUCAUGAAUAUGGCAUCAAGUCUAAUGCAAAAUUCGCAAGUACAACAAUUAAUGUCUGGAAUGAUGUCUGGGUCCUAUGGUCCAGUAGGAAGUGGUGGAGCAGGAACUGGGGCAGGAGCCAAUGAUAUUGCAGGCCUCAUCCAAGCAGGACAGCAAUUUGCACAACAGAUGCAGCAGCAGAAUCCAGAGCUAAUUGAACAGUUACGGAGCCAAAUCCGGAGCCGAACCCCGAGUGCCAGCAAUGAAGAACAGUCCUAACUACAUACAAGAUAUACAACAACAGAUGGAGAUUGUUUGUUCUCCACUUUGACAUCAGGAACUUGAAGUAAUGAUUUGUACUGUCACUUGCAUGUUCAGGAGGAUCCUCAAAGUGGAGAGCUAACCACUUGUAAAUAUGGAAUUUAAAAAAGGAACUGGGUUUCAAGCUUGCAAAAACCACUAAUUGACCUUUCUGUGGAAGUUAUGUAUUGAGCUUUCUGUGAUUCUCUAAGUUUUUUUUAAAAAUCAGAAUAUUCACAGAGGAACACCUCGCUGCUUUUUAUCACUUCUCCAGAACGUCUGUUAUCAUGUGAGAUUCCACUGUUCGUUCUUAAAAACAACAGAGGCUAACAGCAAUGGCUCCACACCUCACCUUCUCAAUACUGACGUUUCCAUAAGAAAUUGUUUUGCCUGUAACAGUUUUUUUUUCCCCGCCAUUUUAUCCGUUCAGCGGAAUGGAACAGCAGAGGCCAUAUGUAUAAAUUCAAACAAAUUCUGCUCACAGUGUGAUUAACAUCACUUGUUUUUCAUUCACGUAGGCUUUUUUAAUGUUGCAGAACAUUUUAUAAAAAUAGCACAAGAAUUUGUGUGUAACCUUAUUAAAAUUAACAAUUUGAAACCGAGAGGCAAAUAUGAAUAUUAAAUUAGCCUUGGGAGUGAAAUGGUGAAACUUUGCUCAGUGGCAAUUGUUUGAGAAAUUGUUAACAUUACCAGCUGAAUUGAAAUGCGAUCAACUUUGUUUGUACUUGAUGUAUUUUAGGGAAUGCAUUUACAGAAUGGACUCCAGAAGCUGCAUACAGGAAGAAGAAAAGGCAUCCAUGUAUUAUAAUAUAAAUGACCACUUAAGAUUGAAGCAUCCUAGUAUGGCAGUCACACUUUGCGACAGCAACAACUCCUCCUGAUGCUACCAAAGCCCCGCAUUUGAGGAUUGACCAUAUAGUAUGCAUUGUUCUAGCUGUAGAAAUAGAACGUCUUCAUUAGCAGCCAGUGUUUCUAGCCAAUGUUUGCUCAUAAGGGAGAGACGAAUAGAUUGUGAGCACCUCCACUUUAAUUACUCAAGAUAUUGAGUUGGAAUUUAUGUAUAACUAUGGAAUCUGUUUUCAAAUCUGCAUAAGAUAUUCAUAGAAGUAUUUUGGUAUCCUUUUUGUGCACCAUGGCUGAACAUGUUUCACAUGGCCAAGACCACUGGUUUGCAGUUUUUAUGGAAAAGUGAGAUAAUGCAACCCAAAAUGCUGCUGAUAGUCCCUGUAAUAAAUUUGAUUUAUCUGUUCAACAGAAAAUUAGUGACUAAUUAAUUCAUUCUAAACUUACUGGAUCACAGAAUGCAAUCAGAAAUACACAGCUUUCAAAAAUAAACCUGAAAUUCCACAUCAUAAAAA